AUGGUGGCGUGGAUACGGCUGUGGAGGACGAGGAAGGCAGCGAAACAGAAGACUGAAACAGUCAACAACUCUCAGUCACGUACGUCCUUCCUUCUCUGGCGACGCUUGACUCACUGCGAUAUCGGCGCCUUGCAUGUUGCCGGCCCUCGUGCAACUCUCACCAUCUCAUGUUAUGCCACGUUUCUCGAAGGCAGUGUCCUUUCCCUGUGCUUCGGCUUUCGCUCGGCUGCCACUGCAGCGACACACCGACUGGCCUCUUCAUGCCUCCAUAGAGUGCCACUCGCUCAUUUGACCAGCGCACUCGCAAACGAAAAGGCUUCCGUUUGCUGGAGUGUCGCGAUGUUGCACAAGGACGCCGAGCACAGGCUCACGGAAGGUGACUGUCUCACCGCCUCGCAGCAGUACGAUCCUCAACUCAUCUUUCACGUGCCCUUACGGCGCAAAGGGUAUCAGGCGAUCGACACCAGGGCCUUUGUCCGCUGCGGCGGGUUGCGCGUACUAGACAUAUCUGGAAACCAGCUCAGGACGUUGUCAGGGAUGGAAAGUGCCGCGCCUCAGCUCACGUUCCUCAACGCAUCCGAGAACAGCCUUCAAGACAUUAGCGCCCUCGUCACAUGCGCGGCGCUGGAGCGGUGCAUGCUGGAGGGCAACAAGCUUGCCUCGGUCGACUCCCUUCAACCUCUCGUGUCGCUCCCCUGCCUCGCUGAUCUGGUGUUGCAGCGACGCGUGCCUUUGGACAACGUUGACGUAGGCCUGGGGAGUCCUCAGCAGAGCUCUGACAGGCUGCUAUUGCUGGACAACCCAGUUUGCCGCGAUGCUGUGGCGUAUAGAGAGCAGUUCCUCCCUAGGGUGUCCCAUGUGCGUUGGGUAGACGGUAUGUCGACCUAUCUACGCGCGAGCUCCCUUGCUGAGAGCACGACUACAGAGUCGAACGACGCCAUGGCAAACUCCACCCAGGCAAUUGUGGGCGCCGCCAUCGGAUCCUUUCAGUCUAUCCGCGUGCAGAUGACAACCACUAUGGAGGAGGAAACGGCACUACAACGGCAACUCGAGCGCGCUGCAGAUCGAUGUAAACCAAGUACGAUGGCCACCGAAGAACGCAUGCCAUAG
Leishmania mexicana MHOM/GT/2001/U1103 is the source of this 1110-nucleotide messenger RNA. RefSeq lists its product as hypothetical. Lineage: Eukaryota; Euglenozoa; Kinetoplastea; Trypanosomatida; Trypanosomatidae. Gene Ontology annotation, molecular function: protein binding. Bases 1 to 1110 code for a protein of 369 amino acids. The record is from RefSeq and is a predicted model, not a curated record. The transcript has a single exon.